Messenger RNA from Schistocerca gregaria, 2310 nucleotides. RefSeq names its product leucine-rich repeat-containing protein 9-like. Lineage: Eukaryota; Metazoa; Arthropoda; Insecta; Orthoptera; Acrididae. The transcript is spliced from 13 exons. Bases 1 to 2310 code for a protein of 769 amino acids. Gene Ontology annotation, molecular function: protein binding. The record is from RefSeq and is a predicted model, not a curated record.
AUGGGACAACAUGCUCACAUUAUCAGUGAUGGCAUACUAGCACCUCUAGCCUAUGGAAAAUUUGGUGCUGCCAAAGAGAUGUUGCACCAUAUGUUUGCAAAGACAUCAGAGCAACAGUUGCAAAAUGUAAGUGCUGUGGAAGAGUGCUAUCAUUUGGAGAAACUGUGCUUAUACUCCAAUGUGAUCCAAGAAAUACCUGAUCUUAAGCAUGUGCAGAAAUUGCAAACUUUGUGGUUAUCAGGAAAUGAAAUUUCCUGUAUUAAGAAUCUUGAAUCUCAGAAGAAUUUGUGUGAACUGUAUCUAAAUAAUAAUAAAAUCAAGGAAAUAGGCUCAUCAUUGAAGGAAAACAAAAAUUUGCAUACCUUGAAUUUGGCUGCCAAUCCAAUCUUUUCCCUGAAGGAAAUAAUCAGCUUGGCAGAACUUCCAUCUCUCACAUCUCUAAUACUUGCAGACUCUCAGCAUGACAUGCAACCAAUGACUGAACUCUUGAACUACAGCUCAUAUAUUAUCUAUCAUUUAAACAAGCUGGAAAUCUUGGAUGGAUAUCCAGUUGAUCAAAGAGAGAGAAGCAGAGUGACGCUGUUUUAUAGUAACCUACUUCUUCAGUUCCGCAUUUUGAAGUACAAACUCCUGGGUGAUUAUUAUAAAGAGAUCUGGAUAAAGCAAGAAGAAAAUAGAGAAGCAUUAGCAAGAUUCAGAAAAUGGUACCAGAUUUAUAUGUCAUUAGCUGCUCAGCUUGAGAGAGGUGAAGAACUGAAAUGUAAUUUGCAACGUGAUGAUAUAAAGACAAGACUUGACUACUUAUCAAUUGAAGUAAAAAACUGGGAUGCUGAAGUUGCAGAGUAUAUGGCCUUUCUCUCGACAAUGAGAAAGAUCAGACUUACUCAACUGGAUUAUGAACUGGAGAAUGCAAACAAUCUGAAGUUCAUUGGAUAUGAGGCUGAUACUGAAAUUGUAGAUAUUUUUAAUACUAUUAUGAAUUCAUAUUGCUGUUCGCACAUUGAAAGGCAGUAUGAUAUUGUUGGCAUACAAGUAAUUCGUGUGACUCAAAUUGUGAACAAUAGCUUCAAAGCAAUGAUGAAUAGUUACAGCUCUCAUAAUUUAUCAAGAGAUGCCAUCAUGUUAGUCAAUCCAACUCCAGUUUCUGCUCUUAGUGACUGGCCAUUCCAAAUACUGGAGAAGGGAUUCAUGGUUAACAAACCAUUGUCUGUAAGUGUGACAGACUGCUUGGAUUUUGCUGAUGCCUCCUGGAUGAGUACGUUACACAAGUUAAGACAACGUAACAUAUCUCUGACAGAUCAAAUACAGAAUUCAAUUAGAGUCACAGUCAUUGUAAAAUUACCUGAGGAAAACCCUUUUCCAAGAAACAGGGAACAACUAUAUAAAUCGGAAGAAGAUCAAGAACAAAAGUCUUCUAAUUCUGAUGAAGCUACUGGAUUGCAUAUACUUGAGCCCACAGAUCCGAAGAAAUGCCAGGUCUACCACAUUUCAGAUAGCAAUGACAUUAUCCCUGUUUAUGUAGUCGAAUUCAAAUAUAAAUAUAAGGAAGACAAACUGAAGCUACUGCAACAAAAUAUGGGACUGGAUGUUCAUUCUUGUUGUGUAUCAAUUCAAGAACCUUAUACAGAGACAUGUAAACUAAGUCUAGAAACUCUGGAGUCAUACCUGCCUAGACCAAUACUUACUAAUUUUCUGAGAGAGAUACGUCUGGUGGGCUGCAAUAUAAGGACUUUAGGAAUGCAACAAAGUGGCACCUCCAGAAAAAUGGAAAAAUACACAAGCAGGCAGGCAGAGCCAGACAAUACCAUUAGCACAAGAGGCAAGUCAUAUUCAGACCAAGAGAUAGCUACUGUAUCUUACAGGACAAUUUGCAGAGGUGGAAUAAGAAGUCCAAUAAUGAAGAGAAAAACAGGAAAGGUCAUUGAUGCUAUGGCAGCCACUGUAGCUGCAGACACAAUAUUAAUAGGAUCAGCAAUACAUGAGUCUAGAGAAGUUGGUGAUCAUCAGAAUAUGCAAACCACAAGACUGAAAAAUAUAGCAGGUGCUGAAGAACUAGAAAAUAGGAGCCAGAACACCAUUCAAAUAUUGGCGACACUUGUGAGGCAUCGUAGGAAAGACAGAAUUGUGUGUGGGAUGUUGUGGCACAUCUGCCUGGCACAGUUGCCGUGGGUUGUAAACUCAGCAGUGAUAAAGGGUGAAAAAUAUUAUGUCUACACAGUGAUCACAGCAGCAGACAAAGUUUAUGCAACAUUGGAUAGUACACUUAAGACAAGCAUAACAAUGGUUACUGAGGAAUUCAUUAUACAGUAG